GUUUUGAACCUUGGCAACCACUCAUUCCCAACUCUCUCUCUCUCAUUCAUCACUCUCUCUGGUUUUGAAUAUUUGCAGCCACUCAUUCCCAAAUCUCUCGUGCUUGUAAAUGUAGGCCUCUGAUUUUAUACCCGUACUCUAUCUUCUCUCCUCUGCCAUCUCCCAUUAGCAAUUCCAACUCUCUCUCUCUCUCUCUCUCGCUCUCACCUCUGUAGUUGGUUUAGCUAAACGGAGCUGAGCUCUGGAAGCAAUGCACUUGUCACUUUGCAACGCGCCCCUUCAAAUGCAUGGCCAUGGACCGCCCGUACACCAUGGAUGCAGAGAGGCUUUCUUCAGAGGCCUUCGUUCUCCUUUACAUCUCUCAAAGCAUAAUGUUGGUGAUUCCAUUCACUCACAGCCAAAUGAAGAUUGCAAUAAGAAAACUGAUGAGACGAGCGUUUGGUGUAAUAUUUUCACAAAGCGUAGGAUGGUAAUCGCGAGCAUGUUCGUAUAUUUUUGGCCUCAACCUUUAAGGUACUACUCAGCCCAUGCCCUCGGUGAUCCUUCCGUGACAAUUGAAGAAGUUACUCCACCCAUUCUUCCUUCUGGGAAAUUAUUCCCUUCUGAGGAAAGGAUCGUUAAGGUUUUUGAGAAGAAUACCUAUUCUGUUGUCAACAUUUUUGAUGUGACAUUGCGUCCUCAGCUGAAUAUAACAGGCAUUGUUGAGGUUCCCGAAGGAAAUGGAUCUGGAGUGGUAUGGGAUGGGCAAGGACAUAUUGUGACAAACUAUCAUGUUGUGAGUAAUGCUCUUUCAAGGAAUCCUAGUCUUGGUCAAGUAGUUGCUCGUGUUAACAUCUUAGCAUCUGAAGGGCUGCAAAAGGAUUAUGAGGGCAAGUUGGUUGGUGCAGACCGUGCUAAGGAUCUUGCUGUCUUGAAGGUGGAUGCCCCUACUGAUCUUUUGAAGCCAAUUAAUGUGGGGAAGUCAUCUGGUUUGAGAGUUGGGCAACAGUGUCUAGCCAUCGGAAAUCCAUUUGGUUUUGACCACACUUUGACAGUGGGGGUUAUUAGUGGAUUAAAUCGAGAAAUUUUAAGUCAAACUGGAGUUACAAUUGGUGGUGGUAUUCAGACUGACGCAGCCAUCAAUCCAGGAAACAGUGGUGGUCCCUUGCUAGAUUCCAGAGGAAACAUGGUUGGGAUCAACACAGCAAUAUUUACUCAGACAGGGACAUCAGCAGGCGUGGGUUUUGCUAUCCCUUCAUCAACAGUACUUAAAAUCAUUCCUCAAUUAAUCCAGUCUGGGAAAGUUGUUCGUGCUGGUUUCAACAUUGAAAUUGCUCCAGACCCAAUAGCUAAUCAAUUAAAUGUGCGAAACGGAGCCCUUGUUCUACAAGUUCUUGAGAACAGUGUUGCUGCUCGAGCAGGAUUGCUUCCUACAAAGAGAGGAUUUGCAGGCAACAUAAUUCUCGGGGACAUCAUCAUAAGCAUUGACAACCGACCGAUUAAAAGCAAAGCUGAGUUGUCCAAGGUCUUGGAUGAUUACAGUGUUGGGGACACGGUGAUGGUAAAGAUUAAGAGGAUGAAUGAAGAAAUAGUGCUGCCUCUAGUUUUGGAGGAGAGUGUUUCUUGACAAAUUGCAAAAACUCUCUCUCUCUCUCACACACACACACAUUUUAGUGCUGCUUCUAGUUUUGGAGGAGAGUGCUUCUUGACAAAUUAUGAGAACUCUCUCUCUCUCUCUCACACACACAUAUAUAUGGACUCUUGGGCAUGGCCUAAUUUACCCGAUCUGGUUGUGGUACUCAGUCUGUAUCCCUUGUUCUGGUUGAAGGGGCUGUACUUUGUUAACUGAGUCUCUGAAAUUUUGCUAAAAAUGAUUAAAAUUUCAGAAAGUGAUAGUUAUAUUAAUGAUUAACUGCUUAUUGAUUUUGAGGA
Messenger RNA from Amborella trichopoda, 1911 nucleotides. RefSeq names its product Trypsin family protein with PDZ domain-containing protein (gene DEG8). Gene Ontology annotation, biological process: proteolysis. Gene Ontology annotation, molecular function: serine-type endopeptidase activity; protein binding. The record is from RefSeq and is a predicted model, not a curated record. Lineage: Eukaryota; Viridiplantae; Streptophyta; Magnoliopsida; Amborellales; Amborellaceae.